AUGGCCACCACCUCCAGGACCGAGCUGCUUGCAGCACUCGACGACGAGCUGGAGCUGGAGCUCGAGGAGGAGAGCCUACGCCGCGCGCUGCGCCAUGAAGGAGCUGUUGGGGGCCCUGGUGGAGCCGCUGCUCAAGGCCGCGGGGUCGAGCGAGCAGUGAGGGCCUGGAGCUGCAGGGUUGGCGGCGGGCCUGAGCUCUAUCGCGCGCGCCGUUCCCUGCACUCACUCACUAUCUAUCUCCCAGAAGGCACCGCAGACCCCGCUGCCAAGGUUGCUGCCCGGUGGCGGGCCGCGGAGACCCUCAUUGAGGCCGCGCGCGAGCGUCGGCGCGACGCCAUUGAAGGCUGA
Messenger RNA from Prorocentrum cordatum, 348 nucleotides. NCBI's taxonomy places the organism in Eukaryota, Dinophyceae, Prorocentrales, Prorocentraceae. The record is from the annotation of a GenBank genome assembly.